UGCAACAACAAAAAAAUGAAUAUUGAGAAAAUAGUUUCAAAGGUAUAUCUUUCCGCAGUUCUUGUGACGUCAUUAGCGUUAAACAUCACUGCUUUUUACAUUACUUUAUUAAAAGUAAAGAAAAAGGAACUGACUCAUUUCUUUAUUGUAAGCAUUUCUAUUACAAACUUACUUGAAUCGACGGUUGGAAUAAUACCUCAAUUAGUAAUAUCCAACGACUCUUUGUUGGAGAGAACUCCGUUAUGCAUUUCAAGCGGUUUUGCUGUUUUAGGAUUUGCAAUAACUAAUAUCACACAUUUGGCGGUACUUUCAUUUAUCAGAACUGUGGCUAUAAAAUACCCGAUGCUUUAUUUAAAGUAUCAUAAAAUGAUUUGGUGUAGAGUAACGCUAAUUUUAGUAUGUUAUGCGUACGGGUUUGUUUGGGCAACACUUCCUUUAAUUGGUUGGUCAAAAUAUGAUUUAGAUCUUGAUAAGAAGCGAUGUUCGUUAGAUUGGAAAUUAACAAAAUCAAAUUCUUUUUCAUAUAUUUUAGCUAUUUAUAUUUGUUGCAAUAUUUUACCAGGAAUAGUCGUUGCAUUAACGUUGUAUUUUAGCAAAAAAACAAUUUAUCGCCGACAGUCUUGUAAGUUACGUAAAAAUUUCAAAAAAGGUAGAUUAGAAAGAGAAUAUUUGAAAAUAUGUUAUUUAUCAGCAAUAGCAUAUUUUUUCUUUUGGACAACAUACGCAGUUAUUGGUGCUUUGACAUUAUUACAAAUUCAAAUUUCACCGAUUUUGGCCACAUUCACAGCAUUAAUAACAAAACUCUCCACAAUUUCUAAUGUAGUUGUUAAUUGCUUUGUUUUAAAAUCUUUUAGAAAUCAUUUCAUUAACUUAAAAUUUAUAAGAAUAAUAAAAAAAUACCUUGAAGUAUUGAAAGUUAAAAAACAUUCGAAAUUAGAUCAUACCGUAUAA
Hydra vulgaris (swiftwater hydra) is the source of this 951-nucleotide messenger RNA. RefSeq names its product opsin-3. Lineage: Eukaryota; Metazoa; Cnidaria; Hydrozoa; Anthoathecata; Hydridae. Gene Ontology annotation, molecular function: G protein-coupled photoreceptor activity. Gene Ontology annotation, cellular component: plasma membrane. Gene Ontology annotation, biological process: G protein-coupled receptor signaling pathway; phototransduction; cellular response to light stimulus. The record is from RefSeq and is a predicted model, not a curated record.